AUAAAUAUUACAAUCACAAAAUGUAAAUUUCCAAGACCCGAAGACAGCGUUCAGUGUUGAAGGAUUCCUCGAAACGUCGAUUCUAUUUGAAAUAUAUUCUUAAUGACUGUUGUAUUUUAUUUAUAAUACUGUGAACAACAUUCAUUAUAAUCAAAUAUGAUUCUUACAUUUAUUAGUGUGCAAGCUUUGAGACAUGAAAUAAAGAGAAUUCCAACAUUUUUAUUUCGUAGUAAAACUAGCGAAGCGUGUGCUCUCAAUGAAUUAGAUAAUUCGAUAGACUCAGACAAGCCAAUUGACAUUAAAAAUCCAUAUGAAAAAGAACGACGAUUGUGUAUUUUAUGUAAACUAAAUAUUAAUCCAGAUUAUAAAAAUGUACGUUUAUUAUCUCAAUUUCAAAGUCGUCAUACAGGUAGAAUUUAUGAAAAACAUAUAACUGGAUUAUGUGACAGUAAACAGAAAAAAGUGGAACAUGAGAUAAACAAAGCACAACAAUGUGGUUUAAUGGGUUACAUGACUAAGGACCCUAAAUUUGUUAAUGAUCCAAUGUUAUUUGAUCCUAAUUAUCCAUUUAAGCCUCAUAAAUAUUAAAUGUAAAGUACAAAAAUUGUAGGCAUUCACAUUUCUACUGAUCCAUUUUUAUUUAAGAUAUGUACAUAUGUAUUAUAAAAAUAUAAAAAUAAAAUAAUUACAAUACAAAUUA
Messenger RNA from Bombus pyrosoma, 700 nucleotides. RefSeq names its product 28S ribosomal protein S18c, mitochondrial (gene mRpS18C). Gene Ontology annotation, molecular function: structural constituent of ribosome; small ribosomal subunit rRNA binding. Bases 157 to 588 code for a protein of 143 amino acids. The record is from RefSeq and is a predicted model, not a curated record. Gene Ontology annotation, cellular component: ribosome; mitochondrial small ribosomal subunit. NCBI's taxonomy places the organism in Eukaryota, Metazoa, Arthropoda, Insecta, Hymenoptera, Apidae. The transcript is spliced from 3 exons. Gene Ontology annotation, biological process: mitochondrial translation.